CCCGGCCGAGCCAUUGCAUCUUGCCCUGCUCCUCCUCUCUCUCCCAGGGAAUCUAUUUCUCUUGGCCUGGCUGCCACUUCCAUGUUCUACCUUUUGUCCAGGAAAACCGAAGCCUGGGAAGUGCCCGGAGUAUCUGAGCGAUCACCAUGCGCACGGAGACUACUGCUCUCAAGACGCCAGUUGCCCAGGAAGCCAGAAAUGCUGCAGAACCCGCUUUGGAAUGCAGUGUCUGCUUCCUGACAGAGUCUUCAGUGGCUACUGCCCCGUGGUGUCUCUGUACCCUGGCCGGGUCACCAGCAGCAAGUCCGAAUGCAGGGAUGACUACGAUUGUAUUGGGUCCUUGCCCAGGAGGAAGUGCUGCAGUUUCGGAUGCUGGAAGACAUGCAUGGAAGCCGUCGAAGAACAUCCCAGCGUGUGCCUUGAGGCCAGUGGUGCAAACCCAACCAUGCAUGCAAAAAAUACCUGCAAAGAUCGACCGACGAGUGCCCCCCUGACCCCAGAAGUGCUGCUUCAAUGGCUGCAGCCAUGGCCUGCCCUGGACUCCAGUGCUAUUUGGCGGUUACCGAUUACCGCCGGAAGCUGGACCUUGUAAAGGUGCCAUGACACGUUACUACUACAACCCCGAGGAAGAGGAGUGCUUGAAGUUCACCUACAGCGGCUGUAAGGGCAACAGCAACAACUUUGAGACCGAGGAAGAAUGCGAGGAGGCCUGUGAGGAGAUCAGCUCAGAGGUUUGCAAGAAGCCCCCACAAUCAGGUAAAUGUCUGGCAUACUAUGAACGCUACUACUACAACUCAACCACCCAUUCCUGCGAGAUGUUUGUUUAUGGGGGCUGCGAAGGAAACAACAAUCGAUUUCAUACCAAACUGGAGUGCCUGAUGGUCUGUGGAAAGUCAGGAAAAUGCAAAAUAUACUGAGAUACCCGCUACGCUUGUCCAGAGUUCCCAGGAAGGGACACCAACACGGUGCAACCCCCUCCCCCCCCCCCAUUUGACCAGGAUCUUGGAAGGCGGCUGGUGCAAUAGCCCACAAUAAAGGCAUGCUUCUCUGAGUCAAUUUAUUUUUUUAAUUCAUAUUUAAUUGUAUUUAAUAAUAACAUAAUUAUGGACAGUAAUGAAAUUCCAUAUCUUUGUAACAAAUCAUAGAUUGCUGGUAUAAAUUGGCAUAAAUGUGUGUAUAGAUAAAUCAGAGAAUCAGAUAACAUUUUUACCUAACAAUACAUUACAGAGAUAGAAAAUUUAGAAGAUUAUCAAGAAAGUUUCAUA
Messenger RNA from Sphaerodactylus townsendi, 1265 nucleotides. RefSeq names its product actinia tenebrosa protease inhibitors-like. The transcript is spliced from 7 exons. Gene Ontology annotation, molecular function: serine-type endopeptidase inhibitor activity. Lineage: Eukaryota; Metazoa; Chordata; Lepidosauria; Squamata; Sphaerodactylidae. The coding region runs from base 600 to 917 and encodes 105 amino acids. The record is from RefSeq and is a predicted model, not a curated record.